AUGUCUAAUGAAGUGACGCUUUUGUCCACAAAUGAGAGUUUCUUGGCGCCAAGCAAAUCCGCUGCAAAAUCUGCGCCUCUCCGCCUCACGGCCUCAUCUGCGUUGGCAAACGGUUCAUCGUUUCCUCUUAGCUCCGCGAGCCUUCUGCCUUCUCUGGCUCUGUCCAGUACCGGUCCUAGUCCAAUGUUAAUGCUGGUAGACUGCUUAAGAAAUGGCAUGCUCACUAGUCACUACAGAGGUGUUAGUUGCUUGGUAUUCUCGGAUGAUGGCUCCCUGCUGAUUUCGGGGUCGGAAGAUGGAGAUUAUUUGAUGAUAAUCGAAGUCAACAGGAAAGCAACCUGUGCAUGCAUAACUUUACGGAGCACACUCUAUUUAACAGUUGUUGUCGUAGGAUAUGGUGGAUGCAAAGCCAUUAUCGUGUCAGCAUCUCAGGAUCGCACGUGUUUGGAGCGUAGGAAGUGGGAGAUUGUUGAGAAAUAUUGCUUUCCUACUAUGAUUGAUGCGGUUGCACUGGAUCCUGGUGAAAAUGUCUUCUUUGCCGGUGGUAGAGAUGUCAAGAUAUACGUUGCUGCACUUAAUGCUAGAGCCCACUUAACAGCAAGUAUGGGUUCCAUAUCAUCGAUUGUUUCUCGAAUCACAGUAUAA
This is a messenger RNA of Pyrus x bretschneideri (Chinese white pear), 645 nucleotides long. RefSeq names its product protein ROOT INITIATION DEFECTIVE 3-like. Gene Ontology annotation, biological process: rRNA processing; DNA-templated DNA replication. Gene Ontology annotation, molecular function: protein binding. Gene Ontology annotation, cellular component: nuclear pre-replicative complex. The record is from RefSeq and is a predicted model, not a curated record. NCBI's taxonomy places the organism in Eukaryota, Viridiplantae, Streptophyta, Magnoliopsida, Rosales, Rosaceae. The transcript is spliced from 6 exons. The coding region runs from base 1 to 645 and encodes 214 amino acids.